AUGGAUGACUAUCACAACCCUACUUUCACGGGUAGUACUGGUGGCUGUCCAAGGGAACCAUGGCAUGACUUGCAUUGUAAAAUUGAUGGUCCAGCAGCUUACGAUAUUCUGACCAACUUUGAGGAGUGCUGGUUAAGAGCUGUGAAACUUACAAGAAAAAAGCGUUUGUAUGAUGAUGCAUUGCUCAAGAUAGAAAGAAUAUUUCGUUCCAUUGAUUCAACCUCUGUCGAAGGAUUUCCAAAAGAGCCAAAAGAUGCAUUGGAAAAGAAUCUAAUAUGUGGGAAGAAUGUGUUGAUUGACAUGAGCAUACAUACAGCAUAUGUAAAGAGAUUGCCCUUAAGAUUGCUGAAAAAAAUAAAGGCAAACGAGAGGUUUGCAGUAUACAUAAUUAUUCCAAUGUGGCCAGAGGGUGAUCCAACAGGUGCUGCCACUCAACGGAUCUUAUUUUGGCAGCAUAAAACAAUGGAAAUGAUGUACAAGACAAUUUACAAUACUUUGGUUGAAGUUGGGCUCGAAGCAGUGUUUUCUCCACAGGACUAUUUGAACUUUUUCUGUCUUGGAAAUCGAGAAGCAGUAGAUAUGCACGAGACCCACCCGUCCGCAUCCAACAGGAAACCUCUGCCCAUGAAGAUUCCCAAACAGCAUACCAACUUCUGCAAUAACACCAUUUGUUCACCUGCAACAAACAAUAAUUAG
Lathyrus oleraceus (garden pea) is the source of this 696-nucleotide messenger RNA. RefSeq names its product phospholipase D beta 2-like. Gene Ontology annotation, cellular component: plasma membrane. The record is from RefSeq and is a predicted model, not a curated record. The transcript has 3 exons. Gene Ontology annotation, molecular function: D-type glycerophospholipase activity. Lineage: Eukaryota; Viridiplantae; Streptophyta; Magnoliopsida; Fabales; Fabaceae. The coding region runs from base 1 to 696 and encodes 231 amino acids. Gene Ontology annotation, biological process: phospholipid catabolic process.